This is a messenger RNA of Lodderomyces elongisporus, 1983 nucleotides long. RefSeq lists its product as uncharacterized. The transcript has a single exon. Gene Ontology annotation, cellular component: mitochondrial outer membrane. The record is from RefSeq and is a predicted model, not a curated record. NCBI's taxonomy places the organism in Eukaryota, Fungi, Ascomycota, Pichiomycetes, Serinales, Debaryomycetaceae. The coding region runs from base 1 to 1983 and encodes 660 amino acids.
AUGGAUAUCUUACUGUUGGGAAUUACUCCCAAUUCAUCGCGAUCCAAUAAGGUUCUUCGAAUCAUCAACAAUAACAAUCGUGUUUCAAUUGCAAUCAAGAGCCAGUUUGAGCGAUUAAACUCAUUUACAAAGACAUUCUUGGCAACUCAAUACCAACAACAACAGCAACAACAACAAAAAGAAGAGCAUGGGCUAAAUAUACAGUCUGCACCUCACGAGUCGUUACAACCAAUGGAAAAUGAGAGGUUACAAGAUGCUUUUAAGGACUUGUAUUUUUUACUUGACAUCGAAAAUUUUAAUUUUGAAAAAGUCUCAGAUAUAGGUUUAGAUAAGCUUGCUCCCAUUUAUGCAAAGCUCAACGGGGUCAAAGCCCAGAAUCAAAAUGACGAAACAACACUCAAAUUGGUUAAUGAAUAUCUUGUGCUUAUACUCAGUUUGAACUUGUCCAAUUCACUUAUUUACAAGACGUUAGUUUUGAAAAACCAGCAAGUUUACUGGGAGACGAUCCACAAUUCUACAGUAAAUAAGCUCAUUUAUUUUAUUCAAACUUGCCCAGUCAAGUUGUAUAAAUUUGUUGAAACGAUUGUUGUUAAAGCAAACCGCAUUAUAUCCUCCAAUUUUCAUCUGGCCUCAGAGAUUGAAGCUGGAGCAGUUGUUGAAAAUGUAAGCAACUGGAAGAAAUUUAAGCGAUUUGCCAUAGCCAUUGCCAGGUCGAUUGUACAAACUGCCGAAACUCUUUUUAUUGAAGACAAUCCAGCAAUUACCCUUUUGUCCAAGUCAAAUACCUCACGGUUGUCUUCCUUUAAAUGGUAUAUCACAUCCAUAGUCAAGUCACCUAUAACAAUUACCAAUAAGGAAAUCAAGUCCAAAAUAAGGGAGAUAAAAUCUGAAAUAAGAAUCAACACGCAACACAUUGACCAGUUUAUCAAAGCGGAUGCCACAAACUUGUUACCAACUUUAGUGAAGGUGCUCGAUUUUGGAAACAGUACUGAAAGUGGCACAUUACCGGCCUCAAAGAACCCUAUUUUGCAAGCCACAUCUGCACUCGAGAGAUUUAAUGACAAACAAUAUACGUCUACUUCCAAACCUUCAUUUAUUACACGGUAUUGGCCAAUUAUUAUUCUCGUCCUAUUUUAUGCGCCAUCUCAGACACGUAACAUCUACAACAACCGAGAAGAAAUUGUUUAUUGGAUCAAAUACAACGGAAUCGAGCCCAUCAAGGGUUUUUUUGUCAAUUGGGUUGUGGGCCCAAUCAAUGAAAUGCUAAACAUCCUCCGUAGCGAUAGUGGGAUGACAAUUACUUCACGGGAUUCUCUUCAAUCUGAUGUGGACUCCUUGGAGAAGAUGAUAUGGGAAUUUGCUCAAGAUAACAAUAUCGAAACUACACCCACGGCAGUUUCGUCAGACGUAAGGAAUGGAGAUUUAAAACUCGUAAUGUCGCGUUACGAACAGGAAAUUAGACAACCAAUCAAAUAUAUCAUUUCUGGAUCGUUGUUACGUUUAAUUUUGAUACAAGUUCAAAAAGGCAAAGUUGAUGGUGCAGUUGCAAUCACGGGUAUAGAUAAGUUACUCAAGAGUCAACAAUUGCUUUUUGGAUUAGUAUCAAUGAGCCCCUCUAUCAUCAUCUUGUACCAAGUGUAUAGAUACUUGACAAGUGCGAAGCCCAUCAUGGUCAAUGGCAAACAGUUAAAUAUUGUUUGUUUAAAAAGCUUGAACAGUAUAGAAAAUUUGUUAAUCAUGCUUCAAAACAACCAACUGAAAAAAUCUAAAGUGGACAAGGAAGCUAAAGAGGAUGUGUAUGAGGGUGAGCUUUUGAUUGAGAUUAUCAACUUGAUCAUUUCUGCCGAGCCUAUUAUCCCUAAACAACUACACGCAGAUUGGAUCCAUGAUUUGAACGAAUUGAAUAACUCUUCAUUUGAUUUGGAAACCAAAUUGUAUUUGGUAAAUCGCGCUUGGAACAUGUAUGGUUCGUAUUUUAAGUAG